This is a messenger RNA of Elaeis guineensis (African oil palm), 453 nucleotides long. The record is from RefSeq and is a predicted model, not a curated record. Lineage: Eukaryota; Viridiplantae; Streptophyta; Magnoliopsida; Arecales; Arecaceae.
AUGAGCCCCUGGCCGCCUUCCACCUCUGCGAGCCCCCAACCACCUCCCGUCUCCUCGAGCCCCCGGCCACCUCCCACCUCUCUGAGCCUCCACCGCGAUCCUUCUAAGGUAAUUGCAAACAUCUCUGGGCUCAAGCGAGGGCUUCAUGGAUUCCAUGUUUAUGCUCUUGGUGACACCACCAAUGGUUGCAUGUCUACUGGGUCGCAUUUUAAUCUUGCUGGGAAGGAACAUGGGGCACCACCUGAAGAUGAGAACAGCUAUACUGGUGAUCUUGGAAAUGUUAUUGCUGGCGAAGAUGGGAUUGUUAAUUUUAGCAUUGUUGACAAGCAGAUUCCUCUCAGUGGACCAAAUUUCAUUAUUGAAAGGGCUGUUGUUGUCCAUGCCAAUCCUGAUGACCUCGAAAAGGAUAAACUUUACUCCUCAGAUAUUCAUAUUAACUUCAUAUUUCAUUAA